AUGGAGAAUGCACCUGUGGCAGCCUCUUUAACUCAUCAUUUGUCCGAUUUUGAGAACGUUAGCAACCCGGCUCGUGAAAAGACUGAGGUCACUUUGACUUCGCUUCUUACUGAGACGGUUCAUCCCACCUUGGUUGUCACCACAGCCAUCACUCUUCCUGCUAUCCCACCAGUAGCAUCCUCAGACACACCAUCUUCACAGACUGUCCCUUCAUCCAUAAAGACCACUGCAUCGGAAAGUACUACCGUUGAGACGACUCCAGCUCAGACAAGUCCAGUUCACACGACUAAGUCUCAAGUGGCCAGUGAGCUAUCAAGGUCAACCACUGAACUCCCCACGGCAACACCAGAAACUUCGUCUACUCCAUUGGCCAUGGCAACUUCCUCAUCCCAGCAGGUUAAUGCAACACCUGUUCUCGAAGGAUCGACCAGCUCUGCUACGAGCAUCAUGGACUCUGUCAUGACUUCAAUCUCUCCAACCGCCGAUUCUUCAUCCAUGCUACAGCCCUAUGUGCCAUCUUUCUUGACUUCCAGUCAUCAUUCCUUGCCAAAUGCGACGCCAAUCGCCGCGUCAUCUGCGCGUGUAACCUCUCGUGUAUCUGGGACUUUCAUAACUUCAACCAGUCCCGUGCCCGUGCCGACUUUGGUUGCAGGAUCAAACGAUACUACCAAUACUGCAUCAGCAAAGGGCAACCGCAAUCAUCAUAACCUCGGAGCCAUCGUUGGUGGUAGUAUCGGGGCAGUCGCAGCCUUGGCAAUUAUUAUCAUGGCAUUUAUCUUUUUGAAUCGUCGCAGACGACGCGCUGCACCCCACACUCGUGAAAACAGUAGACAAAGUCUUAUCCGCAAUGGCAACAGCAGGGAUUCAAUCAGCUCUUUCAACAGCCCGUACCCGCGUGAAUAUCCCCAGUCAUUCUCCUAUCCUACGCGCACUAUCUCUGUUCCACCAGCCCUCUUUUCGCCGCUAGCCCCAACUGUCUCUGCACAACAGAGCUACCUAAACCCAGCGAUUAGCCAGUAUGAUGUGACACAUACAGUCUCAAAUCAGGACCUAUCGCUCGACAGGGUGUAUCUUCGCCAGAUAAUAAAGCCCGACAUCCUGGAAGAUGACUACGCGGACCUCGAACGAAGCCCUGUCUCUCCAAUCAUCGAGAUAUCUCCUCCAUCGCGCUCUGUCUCAAAUUACUCGCGUUUAUCAUUGGAAGGUGACCGCUCUAAUCGUGGCUCUGAUCUCCCCAACUACUACGAGGUAGUUUUUCCUUACGGGGCUGAAGUGGGAACCCAUUUCUCCGCAGAAAGUACCUUGACUCUCCCGGAUACGCACAGCAGUCGUUCUUCCAAUUUUCUUGAAAAGCCACAGACCCAUGACAGUAUCCGCAGUGAUCCGUUUGACCUGGAGAUAUCUGUGUCAGAUGUGGAAAAUGAGAUACCUCUGCCCCCUCCCCCGGCCUUGAUCACCCGAAAAUCCCCUUUCUAA
This is a messenger RNA of Penicillium angulare, 1476 nucleotides long. RefSeq lists its product as uncharacterized. The transcript has a single exon. NCBI's taxonomy places the organism in Eukaryota, Fungi, Ascomycota, Eurotiomycetes, Eurotiales, Aspergillaceae. The record is from RefSeq and is a predicted model, not a curated record. The coding region runs from base 1 to 1476 and encodes 491 amino acids.